AUGUCUUUGACAGACACUUCCGACCCAUCAAACAUGUCGUCAACCGCGAGCGUCACCUCUCCCUCCGCCGCCUCCAUGUCGACUCCGUCGCCCUCCAUCUCCAAUGCCCCGGCUGCGAUGUCGACGAUGACUGCUGCUGCUCCGCGACGCCCGUCGCGCAAGAGCACGCUCACCCAACAGCAGAAAAACAACAAGCGCCAGCGUGCCACGCAGGACCAGCUUGUCACCCUCGAACACGAAUUCCACAAGAACCCGACCCCGACCGCCGCCACGCGCGAGCGCAUCGCCCAGGAGAUCAACAUGACGGAACGCUCCGUCCAGAUCUGGUUUCAAAACAAGCGCGCGAAGAUCAAAAUGCUUGCCAAGAAGAGCAUCGAGACCGGCGAGGGCUGCGAUUCCAUUCCAGAGUCCAUGCGCCAGUACCUAGCCAUGCAGUUCGAUCCCACCAAGCCCGGCACCCGUGAUCUUUUCGGUCGCACUGCCGGCUUUGGUGCCACCGGUGUUUAUCCGGGGGAGUCGGGGUCAGGCAAAGUUGGUGGGUAUUCACUGUUUAGUUUUUUUUAUGCAUUGUCUCACUGGUUAAUACUUCUCUCUCUCUCUCUAGUCAUUCAUCACUUCACCUGUCGUUCGUUAAGUAUCGGAAACUGGCGCCGCAUCGGUCAGAAUGCCAUGGAUUUGGUCGUCUUUUAUUCCCCGGAGAAAGCGUCAAUGACCUACUACAUCAAUAAUGACUCGGCCGGCUACAAGAUCGAAUAUCCCUUUUCCUACAUCAAGAACAUCACGCUCGAGUCCGGCGACCACCAGAGUUCCAGCCCCGUCGGCGCGGCACCCCGCCCCGCCGGCCUGAUCGUCGAGCUCAACCGCCCGCCGCUCUUCUACAUGGACUCGUCCAACUCUGGUGGCUUCUACCAGUGCGGCGACUUCACCGAAGACCAGCAGGCUAGCCAGAUCAUGGUCCACCACCUGGGCGGUCACCCAAAAGUCCUCAGCGUCCAACUCGCCAAGCUCGUCUCCCUCGAGUCCUUCCAGAACCGCAUGGCCUAUAGUAAUAACAGCAAUAACAACAACAACAACAACAACAACAACGGCGGCUUCGCCGUCCCUGCCCCGGCCGUCUCCCCCUUGGUCAUCCCUCGCCCAGCCUCUCAACCCAACCACUUUGCCCCUGCCUUCCUGGGCAUGUACCAGGACCCCAACAGCUUGGGUUUUAACCCUGUCGCCGUCUCUACCGCUUCCGCUUCCGCUGCUGCCGCUGCAGCUGCAGUUUCUCGCGGCCACAGACGCCAACGGAGCCGGUCGGUGCCGGUGGCGGUCGAUUUUGCUUCCAUGCAGCAUCACCAGCCCUUCCUCUCCCUGAACCAGCCGCCCGAUCACGGUCUCUUCGCCCCCAUCCCUCAGUCGACGCAUCCGUUAGCCAUGAAUCUGCGCAUCGACACCUCGACGGCGUACGGCAUCGACCCCCUUCGGACGUCAACGCAUCCCAUGUCUGCCACGACGACAGCCUCGCCGUCCGACUUUGCCAGCCCCUCGUUAUUCGUUCCCGGGGACACCACCCCGGUGGCCAACCUCUCCCAUCAGUUCAGCAUGCCCUUCCUCUCGUCCACCACCAUGGAGGCCGGCAGCACACCCACGGCCCCGACGGCUACCAUCUCGUCGCCGUUCUCCGUCAUGAGUCCCGCGGACCCCAUGAUUGCCGAUCAGUCGCCGCCGCUCGCCAACAUGCCACAUGCUUCACCGGAUCUGUUCCGCUUCAGCGCCGACCAGUCGCAGCCUUUUCCCGAGGACAAUACGCUGCUCAACGACAUGUUCUCCAAGCACAACAUCACCUUCGUUGUCCCGCCGAGCAUGACGCUUGAGGGUACCAGCCCGUUCGAUCUGUCGAUGCACACCGCCGGUCUGACCUCUCAGUCGUCGGCUUCGUCACCAGGCCUUCAGGGGGACUUUCAAGGCUUGGGGGCCUUGAGCAAUGUUGACCCUCAUCUGGCUCCUGGAUCAUGA
Molecule: messenger RNA, 1998 nt
Organism: Penicilliopsis zonata CBS 506.65
Lineage: Eukaryota; Fungi; Ascomycota; Eurotiomycetes; Eurotiales; Aspergillaceae
Exons: 2
Coding region: 1-1998 (665 amino acids)
Biological process (GO): cell differentiation; regulation of transcription by RNA polymerase II
Molecular function (GO): DNA-binding transcription factor activity, RNA polymerase II-specific; RNA polymerase II cis-regulatory region sequence-specific DNA binding
Source: RefSeq, a predicted model, not a curated record